GAGCUCGGGGUGGGCGCGCCGGGUCCGCCCGGAAGCUGCUGUCAUGGUGGCCCCCGUGGUGUACCUCGUGGCGGCCGCCCUGCUGGCCGGCCUUAUCCUCUUCUUGACUCGCAGCCGACGCCGCGCGGCAGCAGCCAGCGGAGAACCACAGCAUCAUGAAGAAGAGCCAGUUGGAACACGCCGGGAGGUCCAGCCUGGGCAUCAGGAGUCUGAGGGCAGGCCCAGGCGCCGGAGGGACCUGGGCAGCCGCCUGCUGGCCCAGCGUCGAGCCCAUCGGAUGGCCCAGGCAGAGGUGGAUGAGGACGAAGAGGAGGUAGUCCCAGCCCAGGAGGAAGAGGGCAUUGAGAAGCCAGUGGACACUCACCUGUCAGGAAAAAUUGGUGCCAAGAAACUACGGAAGCUGGAGGAGAAACAGGCUCGAAAAGCCCAGCGGGAGGCAGCGGAGGCUGAGCGCGAGGAGCGGAAGCGCCAGGAGUCCCAGCGUGAGGCCGAGUGGAAGAAGGAGGAGGAGCGGAAGCGCCUGGAGGAGGAGCAGCAGGAGGAGGAGGAGAGGAAGGCUCGGGAGGAGCAGGCCCAGCGGGAGCACGAGGAGUACCUGAAGCUGAAGGAGGCCUUCGUGGUGGAGGAGGAGGGCGUGGGCGAGAGCAUGACCGAAGAAGAGUCGCACAGCUUCCUGGCGGAGUUCAUCAGUUACAUCAAGCAGUCCAAGGUGGUGCUCUUGGAAGACUUGGCGUCCCACGUGGGCCUGCGGACUCAGGACACCAUCAACCGCCUCCAGGAUCUGCUGGCAGAGGGCACCCUGACAGGUGUGAUUGACGACCGGGGCAAAUUCAUCUACAUCACCCCGGAGGAACUGGCGGCUGUGGCCAACUUCAUCCGACAGCGGGGCCGCGUCUCCAUCACUGAGCUUGCCCAGGCCAGCAACUCCCUCAUCGCCUGGGGCCAGGAGCCCCCCAUCCAGACCCCAGCCUGACCUGAGCCUCCUUUCCUCUGGGACCCUGAGCUGACUUGGUCUGCCUGGCAAAACACCCUCCUGUUCCUCACCAUCCUCGACAGUGACAGAUUAAAGAGCCAGAAGUUCAUCUGAA
Molecule: messenger RNA, 1088 nt
Organism: Echinops telfairi (small Madagascar hedgehog)
Lineage: Eukaryota; Metazoa; Chordata; Mammalia; Afrosoricida; Tenrecidae
Gene: DDRGK1
Product: DDRGK domain containing 1
Exons: 9
Coding region: 44-973 (309 amino acids)
Source: RefSeq, a predicted model, not a curated record